CCUCCAUCCCAAGCAGCCCAAGCAUCCAGAGCAAACGUCUUUUAUCGGCAAACAUCGCUGCUUUUUUGCAGAAACCUGCGGCUGCCUCUGCUUGCCGAUCGCAGCAGCUUUGCCGAAACGCGUUUUUGUGAUUUUAUUGCCAUCCAUCUCCGUUGUCAUCGGUGGAGCUUUCUACGUUGAUUAGUGUUUGCUGGACGUUUCCCUGUUGGGUCGGUCGGCCCUGCAUUGGACUUCUCUCUUGUUUCGUCGGUUUGUGCUCUACCAUCGUCCGCCUGUCAAACGAGGUCGCUGUCUGCCUGAGCAAUAAGACAUUCGACACACGUGGCUUUGGGCAAGGGUCUGAACACGAUAUUCAGUGGCUGCCAUGUCCAGCUACGGCUUGUCUGGCGGCAGUGGCGCCGGCGAUGAUGCCGCAAAUCCCAAGUUUGAAUCGCUACUUGCUCAGCUCCGCCUCCAGUCGUCGCCGAGUCCCGGCCCCGGCGCGCCCUCCGACUCCGAGUAUCGCGGUCAGUUCAACUACAAUCCCAGCAAUCAGUCAUUCUACGGCAAUCACUCCAAUUCCGACUCACCCAAUCUGCCGAGCCAUGCCCAACACGCCUUGGAUUCGCCCGCUUUCCUCCCCGAAGCUCCUACACCGCCCGUUGCCUUCUCCCACUCCCAGUUCCCACCCGGCAUGAUGAAUUCCAUGGCCGCCGUUCGCGGUGGCGGACCUGGGACUGGAGACGACCGGACCUCGCAUUUGCUGAACCUGCUCAAGUUCAGCGGGCAGGGUGGCCCUGCGAACUCGCACCAACCUUCGGCUCGGGAGCCGCCAAUGACUUUCAACCCAGCGCCGAUUGCACCACCCGUCAUCCAUGCGCCCGCCCCCGCAGCCGCCGAUCCCACUGGCUUGCUUGCUGCUCUUAUGAAGGGCAGCCUGCAGCCCGAACCAGUCAGGCCAGAGCCCAGCUCCUCGUCAUGGAACCAGGCAUCGCCCCCCUCGGGCACCCAGCAGUACCUCCUCAAUCUCCUCAACAGGCCCAAACCGAGCCAGCACGAGGCAGCCGAGCCCGCAGAAUCCAGCCUGCUUACACCACCGCCGGCUGCCGACGAUCACAGGGAUAACGAGAGCUCGCACGGUGGCCGCUCUGCAGAGCCUACUCUUGUCGGGACGUUGGCGUCACGCUCCGAGUUCGAUUUUGAACCCAAGGACCUUGAGUCUCCGCCUCCAAAGUUCGAUUCCACCCCACAUUCUCAACAUUCGCACCAGUCCAGCUCGAGGCCGGCUGUUUUUGGCUACCAAGACCAUUUGGACAACCAUUCGGGACCGUCACCGGCCCAUAAAACACCGAAAUCUUCCACCACGCCAGGUGGUUCGGGCUCGACCGUUGGUCCUGCACACCACCCGGCGCCCGUCCCGACCCAAAUCCUCAAGAAGCCCGAUCCUGUCCAGGCGGCCCACGAACAGAAGCGUCCACUCAGCGACCACGGCGCUGUCGACAGCCCUGAGCAUACCAGGCGCAAGCUCGAGCACCCGGUCUCUCCUCUAUCGCAAAUGCACGCCGCCCCCGGACCCAAGAGCAGGUCUGUAUCGCCCCUGUCAAACAAUCCCAGCUCGUUGGUCCAUGCGGUUCCGGCUACUGGCCGUGCCGCCAGCGAAGACAAGAAAGAGAGCGUGGCGGAUGCCGUCAGCGGCCUCGCCGAGCAGGCCAAUAGAGAAGCCAGCGAGGCUCUGGCUCGAGCCGAACAGGAACACACAGAGGCCGUUGAACCUGCCGAGCAGCUGGAGCGCACCAUUAGCGCUACAAAGGACGAGGGAUCUUCACAUUCGCCCCGCGCGUCCUCUCCGGUCGAUAAGAGAGAGCCGACCGAGGAAGAGGGCCGGGCGUUCCUGGAUUCCAGCCUCGCACAGGAUUUUGCCCAAUCGACCCGGGGACUCGUGGCUGACAGCUGGGAGAGCGCCGAGGCCGAGGAGAUCGUCGUCAUUGAGGAGACGGCUGCUCCUGUCAAGGUGUACAACUUCCCCAUGAAGCCAUGGAUCACCAUAAGUCUCCAGGACACGAACGAGCCCCGCCCUGUCUUCCGCGAAGAGGCCAUUCUCGACAUUGCCCGUCUCAAGAAGGACUUUGACCAGGUGGACCGCAACCUUGUCUCGGCUACCGAGACCUACAUGGCUUACGGUAUGUCCAAGGCCGGUGGUCUACGCGUGAUAAGGCAAGACGAUGGUAAGGACGCCAAGCUUUUCACCGACACCAAAGACCGCAUCUUCAACGUCGCCAUCUCCACCUCUCCGGCCGACCACCAUGCCAAGGAGGCAGUCAUCGGCACCGGUAUCAGCGGGACUGUGUACUGGGUCCAGCUCAAGAAUGGUGAUCGAGAUCACCUGGAAGAUGCGCAUCCGGAGCAAUACGGGUUCGCUCUUCCGCCAAUGUCGACUCAGGAAGGCGGCGAUGCCCCGGGCGGCGUCCUCAAGACGCGCGCGCGCGCGUCUUCGAUGCAUCCGGACUUCUUCGCCGUCGGCAGGGGCAAGUCCAUCAACAUCGUCUGGCCCUCCUUUGUCUUCGAGAACAACUUGAUCAAGGACGGGCACGACCGCAUUGUCGAUACCGAGAAACUCCUGAAGCAAUGCUCGCUGAAGAUCAACACCGGUAAGGCUGGCAAGGACUUCACUUUUAGCCAGGACGACACUCUCGUUGUCUCGCUGGAUAAAUCCGGCCGGGUCAAGUUCUGGGACGUCCGCGACCUGACGGCUGCCAAGGAGGGCUCCGACCCCCUCAACCCCAUGCCGGCGCGGACAUCGCUGGAGAUCAAGGAGCCGCUCAUGACCCUGACUACCACGCCCGAGGGCGAAAAAGCGUGGCCCACGUCGGUGAUGCUGCUGGAUAAGUUCCGUCCGUACCAGAAACGUGCCGCCUUGAGGUACAUGGUCGUGGGCAUGAAGCAAAACCACACCCUCCAGCUCUGGGAUCUCGCAUUAGGCAAGCCGGUGCAGGAGUUCAACUUUCCGCACAACAAGGAGUCCGACGCCGUGUGUAGCGUCAUGUACCAUGCGCCGUCCAGCAUGAUCAUUGUCGGGCAUCCGACUCGCAACUCGAUCUACUUCCUCCAUCUGUCGGCGCCCAAGUACACGCUCAAGAAUCUUUCCCAGGUCGACUACAUCCAACGCCUUGUCGCUCAGGAUCCGUCAAUCCCGCAGCCAGAGUCUACUGCCGUCAUUAGUGGUAUUCGGGAGUACUCGCUUGCCAAUAAGGGUGUGCUCCGCAGUCUCGAUAUUCUCGAAAAUCCCACUGCUUCCGCUGACAAUGACGAGCCGACGCUCUUCGAGCUGUACGCCAUGCACUCCAAGGGUGUCACGUGCUUGUUCAUCAAGCAGUCGGAGCUGGGUUGGACGAAGGACAACAAGGUGAUCGCCCCUGCCGAUGCCGUCGAAGCUGGUCUGGCCAAAAUUUCAAAGCUGGUGGCUCCGACCCCGGGCCAUCCGACCGAGACACAACACGGCAGCGUUGCGGGUGAUGCUGCUGCAACUCCGCAGAUUCGGAUCGCCACGCGUGGCGCUAAGGACGCCGCGCUGAAGGUCCCAUCGCCCCAGGUUGACGAGAAGAAGGUCUCGGAGGCGGUGACUCCGCCAAAGUUCGAGCGUAAGGAUGAGGUUGAAACCCCGGGACCUGCGCCGGAGAGGAGCGAAAAGAAAGGGCGAAAGAAGAAGGCCGCCGCUGCUGCCGCUGCUGCGGCCGCCGCCGCCGCCGGUUCUACCGAUCGCGACAACAUGACGUCGAAUGGCGCGGUUGACAUCAGUCGGGCGCUAUCGCAGUCCAAGGCCAACAGCAAAUCUUCUCGCAACCCCGAGGCAUCUUCGGACACCGCUUCGAGCAAACCUUCCACCGAUUUCUCAUUCGCCUCCAACGCGAUUUCCCAAGAACUCGACGCUGUGGUCACCAAAAUGGAGUCGCGCAUCGUUUCCAACAUCUCGGGUCGUUUCGAUGCUGUUUUCAAUGAAAUUUUGAAGCAGAUGCAAACUUUCCAGGACAGUCGCGACUCGGCCUUUGCCAGCAAUCAGUCAACCUUGCUGCAGAUGGUCGCUGACGUCCUCAACGACAACACCGAGGCGGUUCUGAAGAAUUUGAUCAUCGCCCAGAUCAAUAACAAUGUCAUACCCUCGGUCCGCAGCGCCGUCGACAAAUCUGUGUCCGACCAGCUCAGUGCCAGAUCGAGCGCCCAAGUUAGCGCCAUUCAAAAGGAAAUACAGAGGCUCCUUCCCAACGCGCUCAACCAGAUAAUGCAGAAGCCGGACGUUCUCAAACCGAUCUCGGACAAGGUCUCGCACAGCAUCAAUGCCCAGGUUGAGGCACAGAUCAGCAAUUCGCUUAACAUUCUCGCUCCCGCCAUCGCCAAGACGACGGCUCAGAGUGUGCAUCAGCGCAUUGUUGAGGAUGUCAACGGUCGGAUCAGCGAGGCCUUCGCGCAGCUUGAGGAGCGUCGCCGAGGCGAAGAUGCUAAGUUCGACCGACUGAUUGGUCUGACGCAGGACCUCUCCAAUGCCAUCUCGUCCUUGGCGGCGACUCAAACCCAGAUGCAGCAGGAGCUCGCGGCUCUGAAGCAACAGAUUCACGACCAAGUUCGCGAGAGGCCUUCUGCCGCCGAAGAACAUGCCCGUGGCCAUGGACACUCUCACAGCGGCGCUGGCUCCCAUGGCCUGCCCAGUGCCGGCUCGCGGGAGCUGGUCAGCUAUCCCGCACAGCAUCACCAGCAUCAGCCACCUGCGGCGCAUUCGCACCCAGCCCAGGCCCCGUACGGGCACCAAGCGCACCAGCAGCACCAGCAUCCUCAUCAAUACGGCAGCCAAGAAGGACAGGUGGUGUUCGCGCCCCUCAGCCGAGAAGAGCGUCAGAAGUUGGAGCUUGAAAACCUGACAGAGGCGAUUGACGGGCUGAUGCGGUCAGGCAAUUAUGAUGAGGCCAUGCUGCGAUGGCUUCAGUCGGGCGACAGCACCGAAGAGGUGUUCCAGCAGGUGCUAUCUAACUACAACCCAAUCUUCGUGCAGGAGCUGCAGCCUCUCCUCUUGCUUUCAGUCGGCGCCACGGUGUCGGUUGACCUGAGCCGCAACUCGCAAAAACUGAUGAAGAAGGUGAACCUCUUGGAGGUUGUAAUCUACGCAUUCAACCAGAAGCUUGGGAGUUUGGAUGACCAAGUCCGAGAAGUCACGCCCAAGAUUAUGACGCUGCUCAAGACACGGAUUGAGCAGCUGCUCCUCGAAAUUAGCCGUAUCGCGCCGCACGAUCCAGCGCUCAAGACCCUCUCCAGUAUGAGCCAGAUCGCUGGCCGCAUUGCUGAGAGCGUCCAGGUGCGCCACGGCCCUAUGCAUGCGCCUGGUCACAUGGGCGCUCCCUUUUAGACGUGCUGCACCGGAUAAGAUGAUAGAAGGUGCCCACACAUUAUGAUGGAGGGCAGGCAGGCAACACGGUGCUGGCUUUAGGAAUAUGUCAUGAUGGCUCUGAUCGAUACCCUCGGUGGCGCAGCGGUUUCUGGUUGGGCAGAUUGGGGCAUUUGGGGUACGGUCAGCUCAGACAUCAAUUCGUUCCUUUUCAAGACGGAGAUUCUGGUGGCCCAUAUUAACCCGUGAAUUCGGUGGCAGCGGGAGACUGGAAGGCCGUGUGUUAUGAAACGCCAUGUAUGUACAGUAUAACAGAUGGUUUUGAUUUUAAAGACAAAUUGGGACUCUUUAC
This is a messenger RNA of Parathielavia appendiculata, 5702 nucleotides long. RefSeq lists its product as uncharacterized. The record is from RefSeq and is a predicted model, not a curated record. Lineage: Eukaryota; Fungi; Ascomycota; Sordariomycetes; Sordariales; Chaetomiaceae. Gene Ontology annotation, biological process: deadenylation-independent decapping of nuclear-transcribed mRNA. Bases 365 to 5371 code for a protein of 1668 amino acids. The transcript is spliced from 2 exons. Gene Ontology annotation, cellular component: P-body. Gene Ontology annotation, molecular function: protein binding.